This is a messenger RNA of Verticillium dahliae VdLs.17, 180 nucleotides long. RefSeq lists its product as uncharacterized. The transcript has 2 exons. NCBI's taxonomy places the organism in Eukaryota, Fungi, Ascomycota, Sordariomycetes, Glomerellales, Plectosphaerellaceae. The record is from RefSeq and is a predicted model, not a curated record. The coding region runs from base 1 to 180 and encodes 59 amino acids.
AUGAGCGAUGGCGCCCUCAAGUACAAGGACGCACAGUCCGCCCACUAUCGCUAUGACCCGAAUGCUGGUGCCGCCGUCUUUUUCGCUAUCCUCCUCAGCCACAUGGCUGCGUUCGUCGCCGGCUUGUGUAACUUCUCCCACCUCUCCAUGCUGUUUUCUUUUGAAGGCCGUGUAGCCUAA